AUGGCUCGCAAGAAGGUGAAGCUUCAGCGGAUCGUCAUUGAUGUGAAGCAGCGGGUGACAUUCAUGAAGAGUCUCAAGGGCUUGACGAAGAAGGUUAGUGAGUUCGCAACACUAUUUUUCAUGGUGUACGGUGAGGUUGAGGUGCAAGCAACGAAGGUUUGGCCGUCGGUGUGGGAGGUGACCAGAGUUCUCGAGCACUUCAAGGCCAUGCCUCAUCUGUUGCACAGGGUGGAACACGAAGCUGAUGAAAGCGAGACCAAGCUACUCCUCAUUGAAGCCAUCAAUGGCCACCGCUCGAGCCUCGAGGGUCUCACCAUCGAGCAAAUUACCAGCCUCGGAUGGAUGGCAAAUGCACGCCUCAAGAUUGUCAACGACCGCCUCAAGAAGCUCCGUGAGGAAGGCCUUAUACCUGCAUCCGUGUCAUUGUCGAGCAUGGAGGUACCAAUCCAGAGGAAGGGAUGGCUGGUGGAUGUUGUAAGGGGCAUUGGCUCAAUGGGGUACAAUCGGUUCGAAGGUAGCAGCGUAAGCGGCACUGCUGGAUCCAAUGGUGACAUGGCUUAG
This is a messenger RNA of Oryza sativa Japonica Group (Japanese rice), 561 nucleotides long. Its product is annotated as agamous-like MADS-box protein AGL80. The record is from RefSeq and is a predicted model, not a curated record. NCBI's taxonomy places the organism in Eukaryota, Viridiplantae, Streptophyta, Magnoliopsida, Poales, Poaceae. Gene Ontology annotation, molecular function: protein dimerization activity; DNA binding.